This is a messenger RNA of Oppiella nova, 1451 nucleotides long. The record is from the annotation of a GenBank genome assembly. NCBI's taxonomy places the organism in Eukaryota, Metazoa, Arthropoda, Arachnida, Sarcoptiformes, Oppiidae.
UUUGUCUAUUGACUACCAAAACGAUUGCAUAAUUGAGUGAAUGGUUUACAAAACGCUAACAAUUUAAUAGCAAUUAGUUUUGUGCUUAAAUCCCAGCGUUUAGUGUGUAUUACACACCCAUUGGACGCUCACUAUUAACACCCAUUUGACGGCCGAUUCACAUAUAAUUCACACGUUUUUGUGAUUUUAUAUUUUGUUUCAUAUAUUUUGAGCGCAUUUUAGCCGCAAUUAGUCGUCGAUAAUAGCGAUCACUGUCUUCGCCCGUCAUCGCCAUCACCGCCGCGAAGACAUCGACCGUCGAGACCAUCGCCAGCGGGUAUCAGACAUCGCCGGCGGAUAUGUUGAACCAAAUGAACGGCGAUAUGGAGACCAAUGCGUUGGAGUCGUCGCUGCAAACCAAUGGCGAGCCGCAGAUGAAGCGAAUUAAAGCCGAAGAUGACGCAUCGGUGGCCGACCUGACGGCCGCCCAACAGACUGGCCUCCUGUUGGCGGGUCCCGGCGCUCUGCGGGCCUCGGAAAUAGCGGCCGGUCUCGUGAAGCUCUCUGCGGAUCAGCUGGAAUUGGUGAGCAAAGCCAAGAAGUACGCGAUGGAGCAGUCGAUUAAGUCGGUGCUCGUGAAGCAGACGAUAGCCCAUCAGCAGCAGCAACAGAAGUCGCUGCAGAGGCACCAGGCGUUGGUACUCAUGUGCCGCGUAUACGUCGGUAGCAUCAGCUUCGAGCUCAAGGAGGACACCAUACGGCAGGCGUUUGUACCGUUCGGACCGAUAAAGUCGAUAAACAUGUCGUGGGAUCCGAUCACUCAGAAGCAUAAGGGCUUCGCGUUCGUCGAGUACGACCUCCCGGAGGCGGCGCAGCUGGCGUUGGACCAGAUGAAUGGGGUGAUGAUCGGCGGCCGCAACAUCAAAGUGGGCCGACCCUCGAACAUGCCUCAGGCGGCGCCCAUCAUCGAGCAGCUCCAGCACGAGGCCAAGUCGUACAACAGGAUCUACAUCGCGUCCAUACACCAGGACCUGAGCGAAGCGGACAUACAGUCGGUGUUCGAGGCGUUCGGGCGGAUCAAGUGCUGCAAACUGACGCCCAGCCAAUACCCGGGUAAGCACAAGGGCUACGGGUUCAUAGAGUACGAGCAGAACCAGUCGGCCACCGACGCCAUUGGGUCCAUGAAUCUGUUCGACUUGGGCGGGCAGUACCUGCGCGUGGGCCGCGCCAUAACGCCGCCCAACUGUUUCGACGGUCCGGGGGCACCGCCGCCCAGCACUAUGCCUACGGCGGCGGCGGUGGCUGCGGCCGCCGCCACGGCUAAGAUACAGGCGAUGGACGCCGUGGCGAGUCUCGGGCCCAACCAGAACGGCAACGGCGCGACGAUACCGCCGCCCGUGUUAGCGCUUCCCACGCCCAUAGGGCUGACCACCGGCUCGGCGGCCGCCCUCAGCAUCGCUUCCAAUCCCAUG